Drosophila sechellia is the source of this 1112-nucleotide messenger RNA. Its product is annotated as protein THEM6. The transcript has 2 exons. NCBI's taxonomy places the organism in Eukaryota, Metazoa, Arthropoda, Insecta, Diptera, Drosophilidae. The record is from RefSeq and is a predicted model, not a curated record. The coding region runs from base 223 to 804 and encodes 193 amino acids.
AUCGGCAGUCUUCACUCUACAGUCUGCAGUCUACAAUCUCUGGUCUUCAGUCGACUGUGGCCUUCCUUACCCAACGGUUGUGUUGCUGCGUACCGCUCCGCCUGCUUUUACCGCCCGUACCGCCACCCCGCUGGUACCGCUCUUACCCAGCUGCUGGUGUGUUUGGCCGAGCUUAACGACCGACUGCAAAUUGGGAAUCCAGACACACAACCAGAUAUCGCGAUGUCUUGGCUGGUGGUUUUGCUGAUCCUGUACGUGAUCUGGGAUGUCAACUACUUCAUCCGAUGCGUGUUCACGGUGUUCGCCGGACGGCUGUUCCAGCGGAAGCGCAAGGUCACGGACACCACGACGAUCUACGGUCUGUGCACCUCGCAGGACGUGGACAUCUUCAUCCGGCACAUGAACAACGCCCGCUAUUUGCGCGAACUGGACUUUGCCCGCUUCCACUUCUACGCCCUCACCGGACUCUACGAGCGCAUCCGGAACCGACGCGGCGGUGCCGUCCAGGGAGCCAGCAGUGUCCGCUACCGCCGCACCAUACCCAUCUUCCAUCCGUACAAGAUCCAGACCAAGCUGAUCUGGUGGGACGACAAGGCCAUCUACCUGGAGCAGCAGUUCAUUACCCUUUCGGACGGAUUCGUGCGCGCGGUGGCCAUGUCCAAGCAGAACAUCACCAACUGCAAUGUGCUGGAGGUGCUGAAGACCUAUCCGGAAACUGCCCAGCGACCGGAGAAACCGGAGGAGCUCAAGCUCUGGCUGGACGCCAUCGAGCUGUCCAGCCAGAAGCUGCGAAAGGACAAGUGAAUCGAUUGAUUGAUUCCAUCUUCCGCAGCACAGCUCAUUUAUGCUUGCCUCAAUUGUUUAGUUUCGUAGUCAUCUUCAAUUUUUUUUUUUGAGUGCACAGUGAAGAAAUUCUACACUGAUGGGUUUUUCACGCAAAAAAGAGCGUAACAAAAUGUAUACAAGCGCACAAGUCAUGAUUCUUGACAAUGGUCCAUAGCAACUUCAAGACUUUAUUUGCUAUUAUUUUUUCACAGUGCCUUAGUUAUAAGAAUAUUGCAUUAAUGGAAUGGCUGAAGAUUUUAAAUAUAAUUUUUUACAAAACAAAAAUA